Siniperca chuatsi (mandarin fish) is the source of this 5521-nucleotide messenger RNA. RefSeq lists its product as uncharacterized. Gene Ontology annotation, biological process: regulation of gene expression. The transcript has 12 exons. Gene Ontology annotation, molecular function: POU domain binding; DNA binding. The record is from RefSeq and is a predicted model, not a curated record. Bases 1178 to 2530 code for a protein of 450 amino acids. Lineage: Eukaryota; Metazoa; Chordata; Actinopteri; Centrarchiformes; Sinipercidae. Gene Ontology annotation, cellular component: nucleus.
UCUGGAUCUGUGGUUGUGGGCCACCUGCUGCCCCCGUGUUCCUGCUCGACAACUGAUACUACAGUUGUUGUUAUUGGCUGUGUUACUAAUACUGUCGUUAUCAUUCCUAUAGCUGUCAUUCGCUGAAUAGCGUUUUAGUGUUCAGAGCAUUGGGUUGUCUCCCCUUGUUUUAUUUUACUUACAAACUUACACCCACAAAACAAAUUCCAAUUAAACCCCUGACUACAGGUAAGAGGUAAAAUAUGUAUUUUUGAUUUUGGGUUGAACUGUCCCUUUAAGUGUUUGGUUUCCGUGUUUAAGAAACUCCAGCUUUACUCUAAUGCUGUCAGUCAGCUAUGUAUGUAUAUAUAUAGCCAGCCAAUGCUUACUGCUUGCAACCUGUAUCUCCUAACCACUUGUGGGAGAAGUAUUCAGAUCAUUUACUUGAGUACAAAUAGCAACACCACACUAUAAAAAUACUAGAUUACAAGUAAAAGUUCUGUAUUUUAUUAUAUACUUUAAAUACUUAAAAGUAUUAUCAUUAGCAAAAGUUACUUAAAAUAUCAAAAGUAAAAGUACUCACUAUGCAGCAGAAUGGCCCUCGUCAGUGUAUAUUAUAGUAUUGGAUUAUUAUUACUGAUUCAUUAACAUAUAAACAGCAUUGUUGCAGUUAGUUGAGAUUGAUUUAAUUUUAACUUUUAUAUCCUGUUAGAUAGUUUAAUCAAUAACAAUGAUUCACAUUUUAUAAGAUAUGUUUUGUCUGCAUAGUGACUCAGAGUCUAAAUACAUACAUUAAAAUAAAAACAUUGCCACUUUUGAUACUAUUGAGAUUAGAUGCCUGGUGGCCAGAUUACAGAUUUGUCUUUUUCUUUUCUGCAGCCUGAAGAUAGUUUCUAAACAUAUUUAAUGCAAACACCAUGUGUUAAAAUAUGAAUUGAAGUGUUAAUAUCGCUAUAGAAUUCCAACAAUUUUCUGUCACAUUCUUUAGCGUGGGAGUCGAAAUAGAUUUCCCCCAAGCAGCAGGCGUGGCCAUCCUCAUCUUUGGUACAGCCAGUGUCAUAUUACCAGUUAUAAAGCGCAGAGCUAUCAGUGUAACCUGGACUAACACACAGGUGCUGUGACUCACUGAACACUAGCUCAGCCUUGAAGGAGAGCGGCUCAAGCUUUGCCCAGCCACAGGAAUUGGUAGUUGUACAAGAUGAGAGGGCGGUACAAACGAAGGGAUCCGAGAGAAAGAAAUAAUGAAACAACCGGCAGCGGGGCUGGGUUCUCUCCUAUGCCAGGGCAAACAGAGACAGGCUUGGCUGAGCCACACACACCUGUUCCCGGUUUUGUUUUCCAGGAUGUGGGCGGUAGUACAAAAGUGGGAUCCCGCCAUAAAGGUUCAUCAUCCAUUGUGUCUUCACCAGGUGCAAGAUGUCCCAUUUAUGAUGGUGACAAGGUCUACCUUGGAGUGCGUGUCAAAAUGCCAGUAAGGGAUCUUCUGAGAAACAUCCGCCUAGCCCAAGGCUGGGAACCUCAAGAUUUUCAGGGGCUAUACAGCAAAACAGCCAAAGGAGUCAAGGAACGAGUCAAAACUCGCACAGGACGCCUAACUACCAAGAGAAAAUGCUCUACAAAAAGCCUGGAGGAGCUGGCAAUCAUCGUCGAGGUGCUGGAGGAGGAUCUCAGGACCGGUAACACCUACAGCUCCCCUCCCCAGUCUUGUUCUCCAACUGGUGCAGGGUACAACAGUGACGAUUCUGAUGAAAUGAUCCCCAGCCCCCAGUCCUACAUGACCUACACACCAGGCACAGCAGAGUACCACCAGGCCCUGUCCCCUCCUGGCUCCAUGAAAACCAGCACGCAAACCAGCCUCCAGCCUUCCAGCAUCGGAAACAUUGGAGGAGACGGUGGAAGAGGGGAGGAGUGGUUUGAUCCCCAGGACCAUGACUGGAACCUGAACAGCUCUUUCUUCUGGACACAGCUGCAGAAAGAGGAGAGCCAGCUGAAUGAAAUCUCUGACCCCGUACUGCUGGCCCCUGAUGGACAUGGCAGGACAGCUCUCCAUACAGUGGCGUGUGUUGGGAAGAGGGCACUGGGCUACGCCAUCGCCAAAAGGAUGGCCGCACUCAACAGCCUGGACCUCAAAGACUCUGAUGGAAUGACCGCCCUCCUCCAUGCAGCAAAGCACAACCACCACCUGAUGGUAGCAGAUCUGAUCGGUUUGGGGGCCAACGUCAAUGAGACGAACAACUCAGGAAAGUCCUGCCUCCACCUCAGUGCUGAGAAAGGCUACAUCAGAGUCCUGGAGGUUCUAAAACACUCAAUGAUGGAUGGUGUGUACGUUGACGUUGAAGCCGCUGAUAACUCUGGAAUGAGUGUCCUCCAGUGUGCUUCAGUGGCUCUGAAAGCCACAGUACGUGAGCUCGAAAGCAUUAAAUCCCCCAGUCACACCAGACUCAACACACUCCGCCAAGAGCAGUUGAUGGAGACCCUGGAGUGUCUGCUGCAGAUGGGCAGCUAUCUGCAUACCAUGGGGAGCCGGAGUAUGCAACCUAGAAUUGCUUGAUUACUCGGCACAUCUGCCCGGCAGGACAUUUUGGAGACCCGACGGUACUGUUCUGAGUUGGUUCAGGCUUGAGUUUGUCAUGGAGAGUGGGGUUCUUUGCUCUCUAAGCACGAGUUCAGGCCUGUUAUGUAAAGCAUCUGAAGGUUUUGUGUGUGGUAAAAAUGCCACUGAUUUGCAAUCAGGCAUUUAUUGUAACCUGCACAGAAAUGUUAGGUGCCCAUUACUUGGUUUCUGUGAAACUUCCAUUGUUUGUUACAUUAGAGUAACAAGUUGUCCUCAGUUAGUGUGUCUGUGGAGAUCCAAAUGUAAAAUAGUUUUUAAAUAUGAUAGCAUAACUACAAACUAUAGGCUUUUUCAUGCCAGUUUAAGAGGGUCCAGUAGUAUUUUGAAAGCCUGACCCCCAAAUACAAACCUUUCCAGCAGGGAGGGAAAGUGACCUUAAACAUACUGCAAGCUUUUAGGUUACGCAUAUUGUAAUAUUAAGGCAGCAGUGCCACAGUUUGUAGUUCAUUGCUGAAUAUAUUCCGAAAUGUCUGAUUCCAAUAACUGGGUCGAUUUUAAAAUUACAUUUUUCAAGAACCGGUCAAUAAAUACAUGAAGAAAGAUUAUUCUCUUGCAAGAACGGGACAUUUUCCCUCCCCACUGGGCUCCAGCUCGAUUUGUAGCCAAAGAGAUUUAGAGCCGUAUAAUUUAUAAAUCAGAUCUUUUAAAGGACUUUCAUACUAGAGGACAUUACAAGUUUUAGUAAGCAUUGUAUGGUGUUGGGGAGUAAAUACAGUUUAAUUUGAUUGCCUUCACAUGUAAAAACACAGUUUUCAGCCUGUCAUGUGAAGGAGUUUUGGUUCUGUUUAUGCAUUACUUCUUAGCAUAUUGUCACGUUUUUGGACUUGUCUACAAAUGUAAACUGGACUUUGUCAAAUAUAAUUUACUGUUUUCAUGAAUUAUUAUGCUUAAAGGAAUACUUGGGCAUUUUGGUAAAUGCACUUAUAAUGGGAGUUAGAGGAGUUCAGUUUAAUCUCUUUGUGUUCUAUAGAGAAGCAUUCAAAAUGUGUUUAGCCUAGCUACCUUGUGUCAAUGACUGGAAGCAGGGGAAAGAGCAAGGCUAGCAAGGUCAAAGAUGCCUUCCAGCACAUCCCAAGAAGCCCAAAGUACAGAUUGUAUCAUCUGUAUGUAAUACAUGCAGAAGUAGAAAGUGAAACAUUGUGGUCUGGCAAGCAGUUGGCUUGCACAUUGAAGCUAUUGACUAACAAAUGCUAGUUGCAGUGACGCAGCAUUUCAACGCCUUGUUUUCAUAGUGAAGUUGUCAGCUUUGGACACUUUCCUUUCUCUGAACAAAACCCAGGUAAUUCUUGGCUGUAGGCCUACUGGCGGUUAGCAUGCUGGCUAACAACAUACAACAUAUAAACAAGACAAUUUUGUUGGAAGGAAUAUUUUUCCUCUUAGCUAGGUCUUUACCCUGCAUUCGGUCUUUGUGCUAAGCUAGGCUAAACACGUCCUAGACCAUCUUUCAAGAGAUAAAAGUAUAAAUAUAUAUUAUAAAGUAUUGGAACACUGCUGUAGUCCAUGUAAAGGUUCUUGUUUUUAAAAAUAGUAGUUGUAUAUUACUUUCUGACAUUUAUCUGGUGUUCUUGAGAGCUGUGACACUUGAUUGUGCCUCAGAUUGGUUAAAGCCAUAUGAUCCAUGCAGUCACUAAUUUAUUUUAAGGGGUUAUUUUAAGUGAGUAUCACGAGUAUCAUUUUCUGUUAAAUGUUGCUCAGACAAAGAUGCUAGUAUAAGGUUUAAGAAGUUAUGUGAUGACCUUUCUUUAUAGUUUUGUAAUGUGGCGGUCACAACAGUCAUGAGUAUAACAUCACAUUAAUGUAGCCGCAAGUGGCAACAUGGGGGAUUUAUACAACGGGAGCAUUUUUUACUAUUGAUAAAGAUGUGAGUAAUUUGAAGUGAUAGAUGGUCACUAAGUGGUAGACCAUAGCUAGUAUGAAAUGUAUUGACUUGGAACAAAACCAUAGUCAUGUAUAGCAAUUUACUGGCAGCAACUGGUUUAAAUGUAUAUUGUUAAUCAACAGGACAGGUUUUAUUUACUGAUAGUCAUUAAAUAGUAAGAGCAGCUUACUAAAAAGUAAUCAAGAACUUAUUCACUCAUGAACGAAUGACAAUUGUGUUAGUUUACAGUAUCUUACAAAUUCAUUUAUGCUAUCUUGCUACUUAGAAGGUUACAAAACUAUUUUGGGUUUUUUUUGUUUUGCAUUUUGUUUUAAUGUAUACAGAGGGUUGGGGAUUCUAGUUGCUGUUUGUAUUUUCUAUUUAGAAAGCUGAAAAGGGGAGAAAAGUGUGGGUUUACGGUAGAAAACCCGUCAGUCAUUGUAUGAGUCAGUUUUCAACUUUAAAGAUGUCACCAUUGUUACAUUCAGGUUGUAUUUGUCUUGCUUUAUAAAUCGUGAUGUUUGAUCAUGCAGAUUGUUAUAGCUCAGGCAGAGCUGCUCUUUGGACUGGAAUUAUGUCAUAGUCUCAACCAAAGCUUUUCUAAAUACAAAUAACUAAUGAAUGGCAAAUCAAGACAUUUGAUCACAUGAAUAAAAAAGAGCGCCAAUUACCAAGUUUUUCAAUUCAUGAUCAUGUUACUCAUGAUCUUUAAAGAUUAACGGGCUAGCCUACAGUAGCUGUAGGCUAAUAUGGGUCGCCUGAACUGCUUCAUAUUAAUCUCAAUCUCAAGUUUUUGCUCUACUCUUAAAUGAAAUUUCACACAGACAUGUGACUCCACAAACAUCCAUACACAGAGGGUGCAUCUAUUUGCAGCAGCUCAUUGCAGUGUGGUAAUACAGUAGUUGUCCAGCAGCUUAUUACGUUUUGAUCAAACAACAUGUAAAAACUGUAUUUUGUAAAUACACAAUGAUUCACAUUGGUGGUGGGUAUUAGUUCUCAUUAUCACAAGUCAUGCCUCUGUAUGCACAUUUUCAUCUUCAAGAGUUCAAUAAACUUCUGUGUUCAGUGAA